Messenger RNA from Ciona intestinalis (vase tunicate), 1956 nucleotides. Its product is annotated as 4-galactosyl-N-acetylglucosaminide 3-alpha-L-fucosyltransferase FUT6-like. Lineage: Eukaryota; Metazoa; Chordata; Ascidiacea; Phlebobranchia; Cionidae. The record is from RefSeq and is a predicted model, not a curated record. Gene Ontology annotation, molecular function: alpha-(1->3)-fucosyltransferase activity. Gene Ontology annotation, cellular component: membrane.
AUUCUUUUACUUCACUUUUCAGGAAGGACAAAUAGUUUCGAUUGUGUAUUAAAGUAUGAGGAAAGCGAUUCGUUUCGUGCGGAGACUAAUUGUUGGUUUGGUGAUAUGCCUUGGAGUUUACGUCAUUCAUAGUAACGUAUGGCAAAUCGUGCAGUCCAAACACCCGCGUGAUACCAGGCUCAUAAUAAACAAUGUUGAGAUUGCGGAAGUGGUCAGGAAGCAAGCAACUAUUUCCCACAGCCUUCCUAAAGAGUUUGUAUUCGAUGAAGAAGAUAUGAAAGAUGAACAUGGAAACCCUUACCAUAUUAUUUUGUGGAACGACCUUUCCGGGGUACCAGGCUACGUGGCAAAUCCGACCGAAUGUAUGGGUAAUAUCAGCUGCCAGAUAUCGUACAACAAAGGAGCAGCGGCCGACGCCCAUGCCAUCGUAUUUCCGAUAGGAGUUUCACGAAGCAUGGCUCCAAGUGUAAGAAAGCCGUGGCAACUUUACGCUUGGUGGACACUAGAGAGUCCGCUUCAUGCGGGAGGUGAUCUGAGAUCUUUUGACGAAUUCUUCAACUUGACUUUCAAUUAUCGACUUGACGCUGGAGUUUACGCCCCCUAUGGAAGUAUUAACCUUAUUCUACGUGAGCUGAGAAAGUCGGGUGAAACGGAAUUAGAGCCGCUGCUUGAAAGAAAACGAAACUCCGACAAGAUGGCGGCGUGGGCGGUGAGCAACUGCUAUGGAAAACGAAUGGAUUUUGCUAAAAGUUUGAUGGAUGCUGGACUACAAGUAGAUACUUUUGGUGGUUGCUUUGGAGGACGACAGAUAGGAGGCGGGAGGUACUCUGAUACUUUCUACUCUGAGUUACAAAAGUAUAGGUUUUACUUUUCGUUCGAAAAUUCUAUAAACUGCAAAGAUUAUUUCACCGAGAAGUUCUGGUUUAACGGACUUCGCUCUGGUGCGGUACCUGUGGUCUGGGGUCCUCGGAAGUCAGACAUUCUGAAGGUCGCCCCAACGAAAUCUUUCAUUCAUUCCAAUGAUUUUGAUACACCUGGGGAACUCGUAAAAUACCUAAAGUACCUCGCUACUAAUGAAACCGCAUACGCAGAGUAUCUUCACUGGAGGACUUGGGUAAAUCAUCCGGAGAAGAUAGAGACGAGGUUGCGGUUGGAGAACAGAGAAAACGAUCUUCGUAGUUUCUGUAAGUUGUGCAGUAUGGUACAGUCCGAUGGCCGGGAUCGUAAAAGGGGAGUUAAGUCCCCAGUAAGGAUUGUGCAUUCUUUAAACGAGGCUUGGAUUGGUACAGAGAAGGGUGAGUGCCACAAGUGAAUGGCGCCAUCAGGUAUAUUGGUUGAUUAUAUAUAUUAUAUAUAUACAAUAUAUUUCUAUUAUGUAAACUAUCUUAUCAACGACCAAGGAAAGACUCAGUUUCGUAAUUAUUAUAAUGAAUGCUGUCUCCUAUCUUUAAAAAGGUUUUGUUGGGUGCUUUGUUUGAAAGAUUUGUUAAGUUAUAGUAGGAUGGGGGAAGAUGGGACGCCUUUAGCACAUGAUAUCCAAAUAUCCUGAUCGUGUUUUAAACAAUUAACAACGGUCUUUCGGAGUCAUGAGCAUACGGUUUAAUAAUUCUUUAAAUGUUCUUUGUUUACUACCAAAUGUGACGAGAAAAUAGAAUGAAAAGGUGUCCCAUCUUCCCCCACCCUACUAUGCAUACCAACAAGGUAGCAUGAACAAGGCAUUUUUGUAGAAAAUUUUGUUGUUAAACUAGGUUAAAUGAAUCCAAUUGCUAUAAAACACGAGCUUUGUGUUUGCACAACAUUAACGUAUAUUGUGCGCGUCUGUUGUGUAAUUAUCACGUUGCUUCAUUACUUUCGGUUCGUCUCUUGCUCUUUCUACUUUGUUUUAGAUCUUUAACCAUAACUAUGCAUUAUCGGUGUAUUGCACUAUGUCCUUUAAAUAAAGUACGCGGUCAAUUU